Dermochelys coriacea (leatherback sea turtle) is the source of this 2849-nucleotide messenger RNA. Its product is annotated as zinc finger protein 436-like. The coding region runs from base 237 to 2849 and encodes 870 amino acids. Gene Ontology annotation, biological process: regulation of transcription by RNA polymerase II. The transcript is spliced from 10 exons. The record is from RefSeq and is a predicted model, not a curated record. Lineage: Eukaryota; Metazoa; Chordata; Testudines; Dermochelyidae. Gene Ontology annotation, molecular function: DNA-binding transcription factor activity, RNA polymerase II-specific; RNA polymerase II cis-regulatory region sequence-specific DNA binding; protein binding.
CUCUGUUAUGGCGCAACCCACCUUCCUUGCAAGACCCCAGGACCUCGGCUGCUGCCGCUGGGGACCCCAGAGCCCUGGCUGCAGGCAGGGGAGGUUUCCUAUCGAGGGAGGAACAUUCCCACUGCUCCUCGAGAAACUGUUCCAGUGCAGAGAUCCUCGCCUGUCCCGUCACCACCACCCGCUCCCUACUGGGACCCAGAGCCCUGUUCCCAGGCAGUGCCCCACGUGGAGAGAAGAUGCUGGUGACUUUCGAGGAUGUGGCUGUGUAUUUCACUGAGGGGCAGGGGACCCUGCUGGACCCCAGUCAGAGAGCCCUGUAUAGGGAAGUCAUGGAGGAGAAUUACGAGAAUGUGACCUCAUUGGGAUUUCCCAUUCCCAAACCUGACCUCAUCACCCGGCUGGAACGAUGGGAAGAGCCGUGGGUACCCGAUCUCCAGACCUGCCAGGAAAGGGAGAUUCUGAGAGAUACCCACAUAGCAGGUGAUGAGCAAGAGAGUGAGAAAGAGGAGGAGAAUCAACAUCAGGAAUUUCCUGGGAAAGUGGAACCACAGGGGACCUUUGGGAGAAGAGCUGAAGGGAAUUUCUCACAGUGCUUGGAACAAGGAAAAGCCUCUGGAAAUCAGCACUGGUCAGAGAGGCUAUUCAGAAACCAGCCUACCAAGAAAGUGCCUGAAUCUAUUAAAUAUGUGGGAGAAUGCAAGGAUCCUGAGGAAACCACAGCCCAGCAGACAAAUCACAAGAAAGAGAAACCCAAUCAGUGCCUCAAAUGUGGGAAACAAUAUAUUCUGAGAUCACACCUUCUUACACAUCAGACAAUCCAUAUGGGAGGGAAACCCCAUAAAUGCUUUGAGUGUGGGAAGAGCUUUAGCCACAGCUCAUACCUCACUGCACAUUGGAGGACCCACACUGGAGAGAGACCCUAUAUAUGCUUGGACUGUGGGAAAAGCUUCAGUAACAGCUCAAACCUUACUAAACAUCGGAGAAUCCACACGGGAGAAAGACCAUAUAAAUGCCCAGACUGUGGGAAAUGUUUCAUUCAGAAGUCAAGUCUUGUUACACAUCAGACAACUCACACUGGAGAAAGACCCCAUAGGUGCUUAGACUGUGGGAAAAGCUUUAGCCACAGCUCAUACCUCAUUAGACAUUGGGGGACCCACCUGGGAGAGAGACCCUAUAAAUGUCUCGAGUGUGGGAAAAGUUUCAUUCGGAGCUCGCACCUUAGUAGACAUCAGAGAAUUCAUACUGGAGAUAAACUUCAUCAAUGCCUCCACUGUAGGAAAAGUUUCAUUGAGAGACCAAACCUUAUUAGACAUCAGGUAAUCCACACAGGAGAGAGCCCCCAUAGAUGCUUGGAGUGUGGGAAAAGUUUCACACAGAGAUCAGCUCUUGUUACACAUCAAGCAAUCCACACAGGAGAGAGACCUCAUAAGUGCUUGGACUGUGGGAAAAGUUUCAUUCAGAGAACAAACCUUAUUUCACAUCAGACAAUACACACAGGAGAGAAACCACAUAAAUGCUUGGAUUGUGGGAAAAGUUUUGCUUACAAUUCAGGCCUUAUUGUGCAUCAGAGAAUCCACACAGCAGAGAAGCCCUAUAAAUGUUUGGACUGUGGAAAAAGUUUCAGUCACAAAUCAAAUCUUACUAAACAUCAGAGAAUCCACACGGGAGAAAGGCCAUAUAAAUGCCCGGACUGUGGGAAAUGUUUCAUUCAGAAAUCAAGCCUUGUUAUACAUCAGACAACCCACACUGGAGAGAGACCCCAUAAGUGCUUGGUGUGUGGGAAAUCCUGGGCCCACAAAGCUCACACUGUGGUUCCCAUAGAGGAGGAUGCCCAGGAGUACAAGGUGAAACUCCAGGGAGCCUUGGGUCCUCUGAGGAAGCAGUUAGAGGAGUGCCUAGCAUUGGCGUCCAAAGAGGAGAAGAAAACCACAGAGUGGCAGGACGACAUGGAGAAUUGGAGACGGUCAAUCACAAGUGAAUUUAAGAAACUGCAUCAGUUUCUGAAUGAGGAGGAGCAGCUGCUUCUGCGGAGACUGGCGGAGGAGGAGAGGGAGAUUCUGCAGAGGCUGCAGGACAAUAUAACAAAACUCUCAGAGCAGAGUGCCGCUCUGAUCAAUCUCAUCAUGGAGCUGGAGGAGAAGUGUCAGCAACCAGCCAUUGAGCUGCUGAAGGAUAUGAAAAGCACAUUGAUCAGGAAUGAGAACGUGACACUCCAGCAACCAGGAGCUGUUUCUCCUGCCCUGAAGAAUGUGUAUAAAGUCCACCUUGACAUGAGGGAAAUGCUGAAGAGAUUCACUGUGGACGUGACUCUGGAUCCAGACACCGCUCAUCCCAACCUUCUCCUGUCUGAGGAUCGGAAACAUGUGAGAUACGGAGACACAAGACAGGAUCUACCAGACAAUCCCGAGAGAUUUGAUUGUUGUCACUGUGUUCUGGGUGCUGAGGGGUUCACAGGCGGGAGAUGUUAUUGGGAGGUGGAGGUGGGAGACAUGACUGACUGGAUGCUGGGGGUUUGUAGAGAAUCUGUGAGCAGGAAGGGGUGGGUCAUACUCACAACUGAGAAUGGAUACUGGGCCAUGUGGCUGUGGGAUGGGGAAUACAAGGUCCUCACCUCCUCCCGAACUUCCCUCCCCAUGAGCAUCAGGCCCAGCCGCGUGGGGAUUUUCCUCGACUAUGAGGCGGGUGAGGUCUCAUUUUACAAUGUGACUGACAGGUCCCAUCUCUUCACUUUCGCUGGCACCUUCUCCGGGACACUCCACCCUUAUUUCUGUCCUGGUCUCAAUGCUAGGGGUAAAAAUGCGGCUCCCCUGAUAAUCUGCCCGUUUAUGCCCAGAGAUAAUCCCAGCUAG